UGUUCUGCGCAUGCGUGUGGUGCGGCUCCAGUCAGCGACCAAACGACGCUUCGUUAGGGAGCUAAGAGCGCUGGACAAAGCCACAAAAUGCAGUUUUGAGACUCGAACAUCGCAUAUUGCACUGGAGAUGUAAUAAGGAGUGUGUGACCAUUGAAUUAGCUCGUAUGUGACAUGCUGGCCUGUCUGCCGGUAUCAGCCCCCUCUCUCCAGCUUCUCACCCACACGCAGAUGAACACUGGACUUCAGAAAUGGGACACUACUCAGAAGAUGCGAUCUGCACAGUAUCCCACGCCAGCAGAGUUGGAUGCCUAUGCUAAGAAAGUUGCAAACAACCCGCUGACUAUAAAAAUCUUUCCCAGUAACGUGAAAGUACCUCAGAGGAAGCACCUGCGCCGUACAGUGAACGGUCUCGACACCUCUAGCCAGCGCUACAGCCCCUACCCUACUCAGGUCAGCACCAGGACUGGCCUUCUGGCCAUAGUCAAAGUUCCUGUUAAAAGAAUCCUGGAGCGUCCUCAAGUCCGCUUCCUCCCAGAGAUCACCAUGAAUCCACAGAAUGGACCCUAUGGCACUCCAAGCACUUUAAACCUGCCUCACACACUUCCAUGCAUGCAGGCUCUCUCCCAGCCACAGCUUUUGGCUCAGAAGAAUGUCUCCCAUUCUCAGAGCUUGCAGACUCAGAAGAACCUUUUUCAUUCCCAGAGCAUGCAAACCCAGAAGAACCAUCAGUGUUCUCAGAGCUUGCAACCCCAGCAGGCCCUUCCACAGCCCCAGAGCAUGCAGGAACAGAAGCCCAUGCCUCACCCUCCCAGUUUACUACAGCAACAAAGCCUGGGCCAUCAGCAAGCAGUCCAUCUUGGCCUGCCAAGACAACAGACUGUGCAACAACAUGCUCUCAACCAUCAGCAUGUUCUCAUGCAACAGCAAUCAGGUCCUCAGAACCUCCAUCACCUGCCUGAAAUGUCUCAGCCAGCUGGCUUGCAGCACUCCCAGAGUUUUCCCCAUUCUCAGCACGUUCCUCAAACCCCUGGCCCAGGCCUUCCAGCCCCUAGCAAUGCCAUACCUGGUGCCAAGCUCCCUGAUGCAGACGCCCCACCCAAUGUAACAGUGUCUACCUCAACUAUCCCUCUGUCCAUGGCAGCCAGCUUGCACCAGAAGCAGCCCAGCGACCUGAACAGCAUCGUUCAUCAGAUCAGUCGCUUCUGCCAGGCACGAGCGAGUGCCAGUGCCACAUCAGUGUGUGAAGGCCAGAUUGCCAACCCAAGCCCCAUCAGCCGUAAUCUGUUGAUUGAUGCCAGCUCUCGCGUGUGUGCUCACAACCCUCUGCCCUCCUGUGCCCUUGCCAGCACUGCUGACAAAGCUGUUCUGACGUUGCCCAAUAUGGCUCCCGUGAACAUGAGAAAUGCUUAUUGUGAUAUGAAACAGCAGCCAGCUCAGCCCCAUUUACCACAGCAGCACCCCUGGAAUCAGCAGCUGUCUCACCUCCGGUCCCUUUCAGAUGGCCCUCAGCAAGGGAAGAAUCCAUCCAGAGAUGGCACAGCAGGGCCUGGUUUUCCCAGCAAGAAUAUGAGCUAUACGCAGGAUGUGUGUAUGGGCCAGUCAUUUAAUCUGAAGCCUCCUAUAGACAAGCCCACACCUUCGCCACCCGUCACUGCCAUGUCCGGAGCUGUGAAUUACAGCAACGGGCAUUAUGUGCAGCCACCAUGGAAUGGAAUCUUGCCUACGCCCAAUAGUGAUGGCUCAGGGUCUCAAGAGCUGGGUGUUCCAUUCCACACAGGGAUGUCGGGGGCAUCCAUAGACAGCAGGACUCGAGCAGGCAACACGGGCCAGAUGAUCCUGAUACCACACAUGGAGUAUGUGGGUGGAGAUUAUCAGGCACCGUGCUUUCGAGAGCAGAACACAGGCAUGAUGGUGAAGAUGAGCAGGGCUCAAGAUUCAAAUGAUAGUCGUAAUGUGCACAUUCAUCACCCAGGGUACAGAUGAGUAAUGGUCUGCUCAGCAAGUCAUCCUUCAGUGUUCGACUCAGUAUAAGAAACACAUGUCCGCUCCUCUUCCCUUUGUUUCCAGUCUUGCAAGUCAUCUACUGUACGUUUUCCCCAAUAAGUCAUGGCCAUCAGUUUACCCAAUUUAACUGUGUGCAAGGUUUCAAAUGGCUCUUUUGUGUAGAUUAGAUUAUAAAUCAGCCUGGGGGGGUCUAUAUAAAAAUCUGUGUAAAUUCAAUAUUUAUUUGCUGUCACAACUUUUGAAAGCAACAUCUGUCUCUGUUUUUCUCAGUUUAUGUUCUCCAGCUUCAAUUAGACCACCUCAUUGAUCAAUGCAGUAUAUGUCUGACACUGCAUUCCUUUCAGUUUAUCUUGGUGUAGUUUUACUUGAUUUUAUUUGAAGUGCUAAUACUGAUGGGCCACACACCCAGCUUACUGAAGGAAUUAUAGAGGUGCCAUGUUUCUAAAAUGUGAGACUGUUUCUUCUGUGCCAUGCUCGGUCAUUUCUGGCACAGGGAUCAGACGUUCCCUUUCAAUGUUUACAUGUUAAUUUGCACUUAACUUUGAAUCAGUAAAAAGUGCAAAUCAAUGCUGGGUUAUGCACCUAUGACAAGACUGUUUCUUGAGGCUGAUGUUCAUAAAUUGGCCUCAAGACUUCGAUUGGACUGUUACUAUAAGGUUUUCUCAGUGUGAAAUAUUUCCUUUCUUAUUGUGUCAGCCAACAGUGUUUCCCUGUGUGAUUGGUGUUGGCUUUUUACUUUAAGUAUGCCAUAAGAUUUGGUUAUAUUGUCCAUCAGUCAUGAAGUAGACCACCCUGGGAUCCCUCGAAUUUAAUUUUAAACCUGUGCACAUGGUGCAUAGUUUGGUAGUUUUUCUGUUGUGUUGAUUUGAAAUACUUGCGUUUCCGAGAUGUUGUUAGUUACACUUCACUACAGGACUUUAAAACUUUUCAGGGUACAUGAACCUGAUCAGGAUCUGCUUCUCCACUUCAAAACUCCAUUGAAGUAUGUAUGUGUGGAAAGAGCAAGGUGAUCUGCCUGCCGUUUGGUACAUGCCCACCCAGGCCAGCCCUUUUGAAACCUUUCCUUUUAAUGGUCAUUUUUCAGUCUUGUCCAGGGAAAAACCUUACUUGAGCAUUAACGGAUCACUUGCAAAAUUUAUGGCAAUAUAAAAGAAGACCACAGGCUAAAUAUGUUUGAUGUGAACAUGUGCCUCAUUGCUGUACUACUGUAGUUGAGGGCUGUGCUAAGCCUUGUGUGAAUGUGGUGAUGGUGUGGACUGAACUGCGUUGCGUGUCUGCUCCAUCAGUAACCUCAUCUGUCGUGGUUUUUUUUUUUUUUGGUCAGCAGCUAAUAAUCCACAAAUGUAACCAACUUUGGUAUUUGUUGCUGAUUCUGGAAAGGUCUCAACUCAGGUGCCAUUUGGUUUUUAACCUUAAUGAUUUUCAGAGCAAGAAAAGUAAAUUAAUAUUUGGGAGAAAAACUACAGCAGGUUGUAAUUGCAUAAUCAAUUGAUUUAUGUGGAACUUGCUUUACAUGGAGUCUGCUGCUUUUGGGAUUAGUCUUGUAUGCUGAGUGCCUCCCUUUCUCAGGUCUACUGGUGCCUCCUUACACGUCAUCUUCCCACUUCUUCAUGCACAUUACAGUGUCUGUUCAUGUUUUUUUUUAAGUGACAUUAGACUGUACGUAUGUGAGCAGGCCAUCUGGUAGCUGAGUGCAGGUAUUUUUACACUGCACACCGGCUUUGGUGUAACUGAUGGAGCAAACACUGAGCAGUUUGAAGGUGAUAUGAGUGACAUGCAGUAUGUUAGCCUUGCUGGUUACCCCUUAAGAGCCUUAAGUAUUUAUUCCUUGGACUGUCUUUGAUAACGGGCAUAGUGAAGAUGACAUUGUUUUUAGCAGUUUUAAUGUAAAUUGAUUUAAUGCAAAUUUUUUUUUUUUAAAGAAAACUUCCUAAGAUGAGGAUUAACUUUUUGUAUUUAGCAACUUAACUGUGUAUUGCUGUAACAGCUGUCAUUUUGCAUUCAGACCAAAAUUAUGUACUUUCCACAGCUAGAUCACUUUAUUGUAUUGGCUUUGUUAUUGCAGCGCAACAUUUCAAAGUCCUAGGUCUAUCUCAGUCAUUUGGCAACAGCAGCUUAAAUGAUGCAAGCUGACCUGAAGUGAGCUUUAUGACUGCAGACAUACAGAUUGCAGUUACACAGCCCAGAUUUGUGUUAGUUAAUUGUGAACAGAUUAACUAAUUCUGGGUCGGUUUCUGCCACUUUCAUUAUGCAUUUUUCCCCCCUCCCCAAGAAGCUGCUAUUUUAAUCCCAUCCAUAUGUUAAGUUACAGUGACUUCAGAAGAAAGAUGUAAUUUAUGCUUUUCUUUUUACAAUGCAGCAUUGUUGAUGGAUAAGUUCUAAAGUGAAUUAAUCCAUUUGCUUGUCACCCGAUUUAUCAUAAGACAUUGUAAACUUGAAGAUUAGACUUGACACAAUCCUUAUUUCUUGAGUUGUUACAGCUCCAGGGCACAAAGUCAGGUUGCUCUUUCUAAAAGUUCCUGUUUCUAUGUGAAGUGCCUACACAGGGCGGAUGUGGACUGUGUGUAUAUGUGACUACCUGGGGGUAUAAAUAGGAAAAGUGCUGGCACACGUGCACACUACAAAGACCUGGUGCACUGUUCAUGAGUGGGGGACCAAACUGCAUAAAACUACUGACGGGGAGAACGCUGCAUGUGCCACCUCAGGCAUAAAACUUAUUUAAAUUUGAAUAUUUGCUGCUGAAUUUUUAGUCUAGGUGGAUAAACCUACGCUGCUGAACUUCUAGUGCCCAAGAAACCUUCUAGGGUGCACUUUAGAAAGUUCUUUAGAUCUUAUAGAGCACAUGUUCUCUCAAUAGUACUUUUGGGUUUUUGGGUUUUUUUUGUUUUGUUUUUAAGUUUAGGACUCAUGCCAAGGGUGUUUCAUCUUGUUCUACCAAAGAACAAAAUGUCGCAUGAAUGGUAGCAGUGUGCAACUGUAACGUAAAUCUGUCAUUCCAGAUGCCCAUGUUUUUCAGGAAUAAUGUGUUGCACAAACAUUCCCCUGUAACCAAAAUAAAGGUUGACUUGCAUUUGAA
Neoarius graeffei (lesser salmon catfish) is the source of this 5080-nucleotide messenger RNA. RefSeq names its product family with sequence similarity 222 member Bb (gene fam222bb). The record is from RefSeq and is a predicted model, not a curated record. Bases 172 to 1983 code for a protein of 603 amino acids. NCBI's taxonomy places the organism in Eukaryota, Metazoa, Chordata, Actinopteri, Siluriformes, Ariidae. The transcript has 3 exons.